Penicillium soppii is the source of this 1665-nucleotide messenger RNA. RefSeq names its product guanosine diphosphatase. Gene Ontology annotation, biological process: nucleoside diphosphate catabolic process; protein N-linked glycosylation. Bases 1 to 1665 code for a protein of 554 amino acids. The record is from RefSeq and is a predicted model, not a curated record. The transcript has 3 exons. NCBI's taxonomy places the organism in Eukaryota, Fungi, Ascomycota, Eurotiomycetes, Eurotiales, Aspergillaceae. Gene Ontology annotation, cellular component: membrane; Golgi apparatus. Gene Ontology annotation, molecular function: UDP phosphatase activity; GDP phosphatase activity.
AUGUCGACUGGAGUCGACAAUCAGCCCCAUAACAGCAAACCUGACGAUCUAGAUUCGGUCGCUCGCCAUCGCUCCUUUUCCCGCAGCAACGGUUCCGUUCCUUUGCAGUCAAUCGACCCCGGUCAAAUUGACAAACAACCCGCCAAUAUGGCACAAACCCAAAGAACGCGGUAUUUGAAGACGGGCGCAAUCAUUGCCUUCGUCUUCAUGGUUUUGGUCUGGCUCUCCCCGUCUAAGUCCACUGUUUCUAGUUUCACCCACGAACAACCCCCUACAAGCAAUGGCGCCGCGACUUCGCAAAAGUGCACCAAGCCAUUCGAUUCAUCCAAGCCUCUUAUCCAGUAUGCCCUGAUGAUCGAUGCUGGAAGCACCGGGUCUCGCAUUCACGUCUACCGAUUCAACAACUGCGGCUCCACCCCCGAACUCGAGAAUGAGGUCUUUGAACAAACCAAGCCCAAGCCGGAGGGGUCCGGCCUCAGCUCUUUCGGGGAUGAUGCUGAAGGCGCCGCCAAGAGUCUUGACCCUCUCAUGGAGGUUGCCCUAAAGUCGGUUCCCGAGGAGUACCGGUCAUGCUCCCCCAUUGCUGUUAAGGCCACCGCUGGACUUCGUGUUCUGGGCAAUGAAAAGAGCAUUAAGAUUUUACAGGCUGUCAGGCACCGUUUGGAAACCUCCUACCCCUUCCCAGUGGUGUCUGAAGAGAAGGGCGGUGUCCAGAUCAUGGACGGAUCGGACGAAGGUGUCUACGCUUGGAUCACCACCAACUACCUGCUGGGCAAGAUCGGUGGCCCUGAUGAGACCCCCACCGCUGCUGUCUUUGACCUGGGUGGUGGCUCUACCCAGAUCGUCUUCCAGCCUACCUUCGAGAAGAGCAAGGCCGGUGGUAUGCCCGAGCACCUCGCCGCCGGUGACCACAAGUACGAACUGAAGUUCGGUGGGCGCGAGUUCGAGCUUUACCAGCACUCUCACCUUGGCUACGGACUAAUGGCUGCCCGUGAAGCCAUGAACGCUGUGGUCCUUGAGAACAUGCUUGCCCACAGCCCCGAGGACCUCGCCUGGCUGAAGCAACCCAUCCCCAACCCUUGUAUUGGCCCUGGAAUGAAGAAGGAAGUCACCGUCAAGUUCCCCGCUAAUCACCCUCUUGGACCCAGCGUCAAGGUAUGGAUGGCCGGUCCUGAGGACAAGUCCAUGGCUGCCCAAUGCCGUGGCAUUGCCGAGAAGAUCCUGAAGAAGAGCGGUGAUUGCAAGCUCGCACCCUGCUCCUUCAACGGUGUGCACCAGCCUUCCCUCGCGAAGACCUUUGCUCGGGAGGAUGUGUACAUAUUUUCCUACUUCUUCGACCGCACCGCCCCCCUUGGCAUGCCAGAGUCUUUCACUUUGGAGGAGCUUCACCAGCUGACAUCUGCGGUCUGCGCCGGUGAGAGCCAAUGGAAGAUCUUCGAGGGUGUUGGGAACGCGCUGGAAGAACUUCGUGGCCGUCCCGACCAUUGUAUGGACCUCAGUUUCAUGAUGGCUCUUCUGCACACCGGUUACGAGUUGCCCCUGUCCCGCGAAGUCAAGAUCGCCAAGAAGAUCAAGAACAAUGAGCUGGGCUGGUGCCUAGGUGCUAGCUUGCCCCUCCUGAGCCAGGAAUCUGGCUGGACUUGCCGCAUCAAGGAAGUGUCGUAA